Messenger RNA from Leucoraja erinaceus (little skate), 2096 nucleotides. It is a transcript of the gene dohh, whose product is annotated as deoxyhypusine hydroxylase/monooxygenase. Gene Ontology annotation, biological process: peptidyl-hypusine biosynthetic process. NCBI's taxonomy places the organism in Eukaryota, Metazoa, Chordata, Chondrichthyes, Rajiformes, Rajidae. Gene Ontology annotation, molecular function: deoxyhypusine monooxygenase activity. The coding region runs from base 53 to 952 and encodes 299 amino acids. The record is from RefSeq and is a predicted model, not a curated record. The transcript has 4 exons.
UGACCGCGGUGGGGGCGUGGCGUGGGUGACGUGCCCCCGGACGGGGUGGAAGAUGGCGGACGACAAGGUGGUGGAGGCGGUCGGCAAGGUGCUGGUGGACGCGUCGAGGCCGCUGAAGGAGCGGUUCCGGGCGCUCUUCACCCUCCGCAACCUGGGCGGCGCGUUGGCCAUCGAGUGGAUCUCGAAGGGUUUCUCGGACGAGUCGGCGCUGCUGAAGCACGAGCUGGCCUACUGCCUGGGUCAGAUGCAGGACGAGCGCGCCAUCCCCGUGCUCCGGCGGUUGCUGCACGACCGCGGCCAAGAGCCCAUGGUCCGGCACGAAGCAGGCGAGGCGUUGGGAGCUAUUGGGAAACCAGAGGUCCUUGAAAUGUUGAGAAACUACUCAAGUGAUCCAGUCAUAGAAGUGGCUGAAACGUGCCAGCUUGCAGUUAAACGGAUUGAAUGGCUACAGAACAACAAAGACCUCAGCGGAAGCCAAUACUGUUCAAUUGACCCUGCUCCCCCAUCUCCAGAGAAAGACAUUCAAAAAUUGAGGGAAACUCUGCUGGAUGAAUCCUUGCCCUUGUUCGACAGAUACAGAGCUAUGUUUGCCCUUCGUAAUAUUGGAACUAAAGAAGCAGUCCUGACUUUAGGCGAUGGUUUACAAUGCGGCAGUGCAUUAUUUCGACAUGAAAUCGGCUAUGUCUUUGGUCAGAUGCAGCAUGAAGCCAGUAUUCCUCCGCUUGUAACAGCGUUAAAAAAAAUGGAUGAGAGCUCCAUGGUACGUCACGAGUGUGCAGAAGCUUUGGGUUCCAUCGCCAAAGAGCCGUGUGUGGAAGUAUUGAAACAAUAUCUGCACGAUAAAGAACGCGUUGUGAAAGAGAGUUGUGAGGUGGCACUGGACAUGUCUGAAUACGAAAACAGUCCCGAGUUCCAGUACGCUGACAGUCUGAUCAGAUUACAGCCAAGCUGAUGUGGAGAAUUUAAUAUCGACUCAAUGGGACUUCUAUCACACAGCCGAUAGACUCUUGAAAAUCUUUGACACAAUUCUCAGAACCUCUUCCAGUAUUGGAGAUAUUUAUUGUAAAUUUCUUGAUGUUUAAUUGUAACUUGUAGAAAUGACAAUGAAACGCGUUGCUUUAUUUAUCUAUUGUCGUACCUCUUUACAUAUAGAGGAUACUUGGACCAUCAAAUCUUUGCUAGCUCUGAGUAUUGCCAUCAAUCUUAUUCCCCGGUAACCUAAGAUAAAUACAAAGUUCUGGAAUAAAUGAGCAGGUCAGGCAGCAUCUCUGGAGGACCUGGGCAGUCGACGACCCACAACAUUAUUUCACCACUUACUCCACGGAUGCUGCCUGACCAGCUGAGCUAUUUCAGCACUUUGUGUUUGAAUUAGUUAAUGCAUUAGAUAUGAUAAAGAUUGACACAGUGGUGCCUCGGUCAUUACUUAUGCCUCAAUUCCAGUGAUUGAGUUUCGAUCCAGCAUCUGCAGUUCCUUUUUUCCCCUGGAACCUAUUCCAUCUCACAUGUUCAUCAACUCCCCCUACUCCAUUUGAUUCUUCUGCCAUCCUCCCAGACCAACGAUAAUUUCUAGUAAUCGAGUUGCUACCAGCAUAUGUGUGAGGAAACUGACGCACCUGGGUGAAGCCUGAGAGGUCACAGAGAAUGCAAAUUUUCACACAGGCACCGGAGACGGAUGAGGAUGCUGAUCUGAUUUUCUUUAUGUUCAGCAGCUAAAUGACCCCUGAGAAGGAUUGGACCUUAAUCCAAUGAACGUACAAUUCUCAAAACUGGUAACUUCCUCCAAAUAAUGAAACCAAGUUGCUGGAAUUGUGAGGCAGCAGCAAUAAGUGAUGCUCCACUGAGUCAUUCUUUAUAUUGUGUCUAAUUUAUUAACUAAUUCAAAAUUUGAUCAUUUUAUAUGAUAUUUUAUUAGCUGCUAAUUUGGGGGAAAAUACAAGCAAAUGUAGUACUAUGGGGGGGGAAAGGUUUCAUUGAUGAUUGCAGAUCUGUACUUUGGAACUCUGAAAUCCUUGCACAUAAGGUAUUAGAAGCAAUUUAGAAUCUGUAUCCCUUGUGCAUUUUUAGGAAAUAUUAAAUGUUUUUUGCAAAUUCUGCAA